AUGAAAUUUAUCAUUGUUGUGUUCCUCGGCAGCCUGCUGGUGAUUUGCACACAAUCCUCUUAUGUUUACGAACCAUCGCCAUUUGAGAAUUUACAGCCAGAUUAUAGUGCAAAAAAUGCUAAACAACAACAAAACGAACUCUUUGCCAACUAUUUUUUUAACUUUUCGCAGCAUGAAGAGAAAUAUAAUCGACCGCACAAAACGGAAUGCAGUACCAAAUGCUUCUGUGGUACACCGAAUGUUAAUCGUAUUGUUGGUGGCACACAGGUGCGCCAAAAUAAGUAUCCCUGGACGGCUCAAUUGGUCAAGGGUCGCUAUUUUCCGCGUCUAUUCUGUGGCGGUUCGCUGAUUAAUGAUCGUUAUGUGCUGACUGCUGCACAUUGUGUAAAAAAUAACCGUGAUCAGAUAACAAUACGCUUACUGCAAUUGGAUAGAUCAUCGCGCGAUCCUGGUAUUACAAGGCAGGUUUCGAGAACAAUAAUUCAUCCCGGCUUUGAUUCUACGCGCAUUGUCAACGAUCUGGCUUUGCUAAGGCUUGAUAGUCCGGUACCGAUGGCAGAGAAGGUCAGACCUGUUUGUUUGCCUAUUGCCAAUCAAAAUUUUGAAGGGAAAACCGGCAUUGUGGCCGGUUGGGGUCUAAUAAAGCAAGGCGGUGUAACGUCGAAUUACUUGCGAGAAGUAACUCUUCCCAUAAUAACGAAUCAGGAGUGUCGCAAUACACGCUAUAAGAAUAAAAUACAAGAUGUUAUGAUUUGUGCCGGCCACGUAAAGCAGGGAGGCAAAGAUGCCUGCCAAGGUGAUAGUGGCGGUCCAUUAAUUGUUAAUGAAGGCCGCUUUAAACUGGCGGGUGUAGUUUCGUUCGGUUUCGGUUGUGCUCAACCCGAUGCUCCCGGUGUUUAUACCCGUAUUAGUAAAUUUGUAGAUUGGAUACAUACUAGCACGCGGGAUAGUUGUUAUUGCAGUGGUUAA
Glossina fuscipes is the source of this 969-nucleotide messenger RNA. RefSeq names its product trypsin-1. Gene Ontology annotation, molecular function: serine-type endopeptidase activity. The coding region runs from base 1 to 969 and encodes 322 amino acids. Gene Ontology annotation, biological process: proteolysis. The record is from RefSeq and is a predicted model, not a curated record. NCBI's taxonomy places the organism in Eukaryota, Metazoa, Arthropoda, Insecta, Diptera, Glossinidae. The transcript is spliced from 5 exons.